AUGAAGAGGGCGGAGAUCCUUGUGAACUUCAUGAAAGGACGUACGUGUCUGCACGACCUUUUCAAGGUCAAGGAGAGAGAAUGGUCGGGCCUCGACGUGAGCGACUUCCGGAACGACACCACGACCAACCCCUUCCUGUGUGCCGAACUCCUGUUUUGCCCAGAUCCGUGCUACGGCCGCAAGUCGGAAGGGUCAGUGGCCACAAGAAAAGAUCAGCUGAAUGACCCUGGAAACCCCUGUCGGAAGCUCAAAGAGCCAACGUGUAAGUGGAUCCAUGACAGAAAUCUGAACUUUGACGCUCUUCAAAGGAAUCGAUUCAAUAUUAGCUGCAAUUGCCAAGCAGAGAAGCCAGGUUUUGAGUGGAACUCGAGAUUUCACCUUUGUGUUGAUCGCGACGAGUGUCGAGACAAAGUCGUGACGUGCACCCACGGCAAGCUGUGCCAGAAUCUGGCCGGCAGUUACGCAUGCACGUGCAGGAGGGGUCACCGCUUCGACCAGCGCAGAGCCAAGUGUGUGGAGCACGUGCCUCUGCCCGCUCACACGUACUCACGGCCGAGAACUGUGAAGGCAAAGAAGCACAACUCGAUGCUGGUGGUUCUCGUGGCCUAG
Aplysia californica (California sea hare) is the source of this 609-nucleotide messenger RNA. Its product is annotated as fibrillin-1. Lineage: Eukaryota; Metazoa; Mollusca; Gastropoda; Aplysiida; Aplysiidae. The coding region runs from base 1 to 609 and encodes 202 amino acids. Gene Ontology annotation, molecular function: calcium ion binding. The transcript has 5 exons. The record is from RefSeq and is a predicted model, not a curated record.